Molecule: messenger RNA, 1601 nt
Organism: Tachysurus vachellii
Lineage: Eukaryota; Metazoa; Chordata; Actinopteri; Siluriformes; Bagridae
Product: hepatic lectin-like
Exons: 7
Coding region: 1028-1534 (168 amino acids)
Source: RefSeq, a predicted model, not a curated record
UGAUCACACGUCUGGAAACAAGCUGUACGAAACGGCGCGGUAUUCUUACAGUGUGGUUCAGUGUUUUUAAGUACAGGAAGUGUUGAAUUUAAAAAAGCCAUAUUGUUUAAUCGACACGGUUACACCUAGAGUAUUAGAGAUUUGAGGUUUUGGGGUUUUUUUUGCCGUUAGUACGAGGGAAUCCGAAGUGGUGAUGACUUAACCGACUGUGUUAGGAGAAAAACAAACAUCUUUUGCUUUUCAUGAUUUAGCAACAAAUCAUUGUCAACAUGUUUUUUUUUGUGCUUAAUAAAAGUAGACGUUGCUGUGAGUAGUUCUUUGGUUUAUUGUGGAAUCAUUUUCAUUUUAGGAAAUUAUAGAUAUUUUCGUUUUUUAGUAUGAAAUCACAGUACGAAUCAUUCAGGUGCUGCAUUACAUUAGAAUGUUGUAUGUUUGAGGAUGUUGUUCAUAAAGUGUCCGUUUAGUUUCUCUUGAUAGUCACUUUAACUGUUUCUUGCAGUACAUUCCUGUUUUUUUAAUUUUUUUACUUCACUGUUAUUCAUUUAUUAAAAGAAACCGUCAUCCUAUUAGAUGACACGAUGAGUACAUAAUUAUAUUUUAACCACCUAUCUUCAUCAUCAUCUUCAUCACAUAUCCUCAUCUAAUCUCAUCUAUUUUUGCUUUUCUUUGCCUCUCUGGGUCCAUUCCAUAAGUAACCACUUGAUCCCCUUCAUAAAUGUCUUUGUUUUGAAUUGCUAUAUUCACAGAACAGCAUGCUAGUGAUUGUAAAUUUCUCCACAGACUACAGAUGGAAAACCAGAUCUCUUUACAGUGCCAUGUAAACAAACAAACAAGCAACAUUAGGAACUUCGACAUCAACUUCACUUCAAUUUUAUAUAUAGUUGUAUGUUGAAUCGAAAAGAGGAACCAGAUUGAAAAGGGAAGCCGUCCUCAUCUGGGUGACAGCAGACAGUACGAAGCCCCAGGAAGCGGUAAAAGGUUCCAUCAUUUGGUGGUCUCUCUAUCUGUUCUCCUCUUCCUCUCUCUGAUGGGCAAUAGUCUUCUUACCUAUUUUUAUGUUAAACUCAAAUGUCCUUCAGACGCUCACGCUUUGCCUGAGCAGGACGGGAAUUACUCAGCUGGAGAACGUAUCAGACGAUGCUCAGCUGGAGAGCGUCAAAUACAGUACAAAGACAGACUCUACAUUUUCCCUACUGAUGAAAUGAGCUGGAUUUCUAGUAGAGUGAAAUGUCAGGAAUUAGGGGGAGACCUGGUGAUUAUCAACAGCCAAGAGGAACAUAAGUUCCUUGUUGGUGCGAUGAACACAUUUAUCAAUUCUCUGCACUGGAUUGGUCUAAGAAAUGUUGAAAAUCAGGGCAGGUGGCUGUGGGUAGAUGAAACACUUCUGAUGCAAAAUCUCUCCUGGUGGAAGGACAUUGGAGUGGACCAUGAAUCAGAGAGAGAAGACUGUGUGGGUUAUUACGAUGGGCAAUGGGUGGAUAUGCCCUGUUCAACAUCAGAAAGGAGGAUCUGUGAGAUUACUUGCACUCACUGAGCACUGAGUGACUCUUGAUUUCUCUUUGACAUUUUUCUUUUUUGAUUAAUAAACUUUUAUUAUUAAA